Messenger RNA from Ruditapes philippinarum (Manila clam), 1204 nucleotides. Its product is annotated as hemagglutinin/amebocyte aggregation factor-like. The transcript has 4 exons. NCBI's taxonomy places the organism in Eukaryota, Metazoa, Mollusca, Bivalvia, Venerida, Veneridae. The record is from RefSeq and is a predicted model, not a curated record. Bases 225 to 596 code for a protein of 123 amino acids.
AAUGCAAUUAAUAAGUUUAUUCUUUUGUUAAAAAUUAGGCUAUCGAUUACAUAUUCAGCUACCAUCAUGGUGGUUAUGAGGACAGACGGUUUGAUUUAAGAUGUGCCACCGUUCCGUAUGCGUAUUCAGGGGGAUCCAGAAGUUGUGAUUCUACAGGUUCCUGGAAAAAUAACCUUGACGGGUUGCUUGAUUUCCAAUGUUCUGCAAAUCGUUAUAUUGUCGGAAUGAUAAGUGAACAUGAUGACACGACAGAAGACAGAAGAUGGAAAUUUUAUUGCUGCGGAUUCUCAAAUAUUAUUCUUCACUCAUGCGAGCUUACAGGCUGGACAAACUCUUUCGACGGAAAUCAAUACUUAAAUGUUCCUUCGGGAUAUGUUAUUACUGGAGUAAUUUCAGAACAUAGUAAUUAUUAUGAGGACAGACGAUACAAGUACAAUCUCUGUAAAGUGGACAAAGUCUGUCCUACAUGUACCUGUCCUACAUGUACCUGUCCUAAAUGUACCUGUCCUGCCUGUCCUGCCUGUGCUACCUGUCCGACUUCUACCACAUCUUCCCCACCUCCCCAAAGAGAACCUGUGAUAGAGAUACAUGACUAAAAUAUAUGUUCGUAAAAAAACAGACAAGUAUCAUAACAGUAAUGAGCUUCUUUACUACUUCCAUCACAUUACAGAAUAACUAUACUACCAGUUUAGAUGGUGUUAUUGAAUAUCAGUGAAUUGUAAUGAUAAUUGAUUUGUAAAAAUAAGUAAUUAAUAAUUAUAAGUGAUUUGUGGUGACAAAAUUCUUGUCAUUAUUAAUCAUUUGUUAUUAUUUGUAAUUUGUAACUACAGAAUUGUCAUUUAAAGUUACCAGUGAUUUGUAAUUAUCAGUAAUUUGUGGUUAUCUAAGAUUUGUAGAUAUUACUGAUUUGUAGUUAUUAUUGAUACAUAUUUUUUAGUGAUUGUGGUUAUUACUGUUUCGUAAUUAUUUGUGAUUUGUGGUUAUCAGUGAUUUGUAAUUAUUAGUGAUCUGUGGUUUACUUUUCAGAUAUUUUUAACUAUUAGUGAUUUAUUGUUAUCAGUAAUUUGUAAUUAUUAGUGAUUUGUGGAUAUCAGUGGUUUUGAUUUUAACAGACCAGUAAUUUCUUUAUGUAAAUGCUUUAACUCAAUUUACAAAGAAUUUUACAAACAAUUGUUUUUGUAGUGUUCAUUAAAUAUUAAAUAUA